UUUCAUUCUGUGUGUCUAAAUAAGUCUUCUAGCUUUAAUGGCUCUUUGGCAGGUGAGUUAACUAGCCCUUUGGCAAGUGUUAACAUUGUUACUGGCUUUUUAGAAGUUCUCGCUUACAAAAACUAUGAUGGUUAUUAUUAUGGUAAUGAUAAUGGCGGAUCUCAUCAUUCUGCUUCUCAUCCUACUCCCACUGACAAAACGAGCGAGAAACCGA
Racocetra persica is the source of this 214-nucleotide messenger RNA. The record is from the annotation of a GenBank genome assembly. Lineage: Eukaryota; Fungi; Glomeromycota; Glomeromycetes; Diversisporales; Gigasporaceae.